Molecule: messenger RNA, 2071 nt
Organism: Trichoplusia ni (cabbage looper)
Lineage: Eukaryota; Metazoa; Arthropoda; Insecta; Lepidoptera; Noctuidae
Gene: Alg3
Product: lethal(2)neighbour of tid protein 2
Exons: 1
Coding region: 431-1918 (495 amino acids)
Cellular component (GO): endoplasmic reticulum
Molecular function (GO): dol-P-Man:Man(5)GlcNAc(2)-PP-Dol alpha-1,3-mannosyltransferase activity
Source: RefSeq, a predicted model, not a curated record
UUAGGUAGGCGUUCAAAAAUAAUUUGACAUUUGUAAGUUUUCGGUAUGAGACCCGAGCAGUAUGAAGUUGAACAACAGUGGGUAGAAUAGAUUUCUUUUUUGUUCUAAUUUUUGAAAGUAAUUUGUAACUUAAUACCAAUCAUAAAAAAAAAAUCAUUUUCUUAAUGUAAUCGUGAGGUUACGCUUGGUAUAGAUAAAAUAAACAUCAAGGCAUGACCACAAAUUACGACAUUAAAUUUAAUUGUCAAACAAAACAGUCAUUUUUACUGUCAAGUGUCAACGUCAGCUGUCUCAUUAUGUCCACUGCCGCCGGGCACCGGUGCGGUGACCUAAUCCUAAAAUAGAAAUAAUAAACGGAAUCUGUCAAGCUCUUUUUACAUGUACGAGACACCUAUUAUCGACUAAUAAGUGUUCUAUAACUGCUGCCAUCAUGGGCGGCAAAAGCAAGUUUCAAGAUUAUCAACAUGAAUUUUCGAAGAUGCUAACGUGGUCUUACUUAAAGGGAUUAGUUGUGAACCCUGCACAAUUACCUUUUGCCGCGCUACUUUUGAUCAUCACUGAACUGGUUAUAAAUGUACUAGUUGUGGAACGCGUGCCGUACACUGAAAUCGACUGGAAAGCAUACAUGCAAGAAUGUGAAGGAUUUCUGAAUGGAACCCUCGACUACAGCCAGCUGCGCGGGGACACCGGACCUCUGGUGUACCCAGCAGGAUUCGUAUACAUUUAUUCACUGUUCUAUUAUCUUACAGGCCAAGGCGAAAACAUCAGGCUAGCACAGUAUAUAUUUAUUGGUAUUUAUUUACUACAGCUGUGCCUCGUUCUUCGGAUUUAUAUUAAAACCAAAAAGGUUCCACCUUAUGUUUUAGUUAUAACUAUAUUAACAUCAUACAGAAUACAUUCAAUCUAUGUGUUGAGGUUAUUUAAUGACCCCAUUGCUGUCUUAUUUCUUUAUGCUGCUCUUAAUUUCUUCAUGGAUUCUAAAUGGUACUUGGGCAGCAUAUUUUAUAGUUUGGGUGUAUCUGUAAAGAUGAACAUACUUUUAUACGCACCUGCAUUAUUUUUCUUUUACCUUACUAAUUUAGGCUUUAAGGGUACUAUUAUACAACUAUUUAUAUGUGGUGCAAUUCAAUUAGUAUUAGGUUUGCCAUUUUUAAUCAGCAGCCCUGUGGCAUAUUUAAAAGGCAGUUUUGACAUAGGUCGUGUUUUUAACCACACUUGGACUGUUAAUUACCGAUUUUUAGAUGUAGAUGUGUUUGAAAAUAAAUGUUUUCACUUGUCACUGUUGGCUAUACACAUUUUGUUGUUAAUUAUUUUUAUUCCAAUGUGUGUUAAAUAUUUUAAUAGUUACUGUCGACUAAAAUUUGUACAGAAACAAGUUCAACCACAAAUUGAUGCUAAAAACAUAGAAAAUAAGAGGAAAAGCAAGAUAAAGAAAGAUUUAAAGAAAAAGUUGAACAAAAAAAACGAAGAACAAGAAAACCUUAGCAAAGAACAAAAAGAUUUCCUUAACUCCUUUGAAGUAAUGUUACAAAAGUCCUCUCAGAAAGGUAAUAAGGUAGCUAAGAAGCCCGUUGAGGUGGUUGAGGAGGAUCCACAUUACAGCAUUAAUUUCGACAUUUUAUCUCAGUUAUUUAUUUUGCCUAUGUUCAUUGUAAACUUCAUCGGUGUGAUGUGUGCUAGGAGCUUACACUAUCAAUUCUAUUCAUGGUAUUUCCAUAGCUUGCCUUACUUGUUGUGGUCCAAUAACUUUUCUGUUAUAGUCCGGUUUCUGCUUCUUGCAUUGAUUGAAAUGUGUUGGAAUACUUACCCUAGCACUGACCUAACAAGUGCAUUGUUACAUGUCUGUCAUAUCAUAGUACUUUAUGGUAUUUACAGAAAAAUAUCUGUUGAACUAAACAUGGCUUCAAAAUUAGAAUAAACUUUAGUAAUAAUGACCUACCAACAUACAUAAUAUAGAAAAAGUCUAAGGUGCAAAGAAAUGCUGCUAUUAUUACUGAUUUACACAUUUAAAAUGUUUGUGUCAAGCAAGCCAAUUUUUGUUUCAUUAUGAAUCCAUAAAUUACAUUUAUAA